AUGCAAAUUUUUGUUAGAUCAUUCAAUGGGAAGAUCAUUACAUUGGAUGUUGAGAGUUCAGAUAAGAUAAAAAAUUUGAAAGUUAAAUUAAAGGAAAAGGAAGGUACUCCUUUGGAACAACAACGCCUGAAACUAGGUCCUAAGUACUUGAUGGAUAGCCAUAGCCUUUCAGAUUACAAUAUCCAGAAUGAAUCAACAAUUGAGCUUGAGCUUAUACCUUCAGAAGAGAAGACAUUGGCUGACUGGUUAUAUAAUAACCACAAUGAGUUAGAAGAGGAUAGAGCAUUAGCAUAUGACAACAUUCAGAGCAAAUCCAAAUUUAGGUAUCUUUGUGGAUGUACUGUGAUAAGAAGGAGAAGAAGGUUGAAGAAUGAGAUAUAA
Molecule: messenger RNA, 381 nt
Organism: Telopea speciosissima
Lineage: Eukaryota; Viridiplantae; Streptophyta; Magnoliopsida; Proteales; Proteaceae
Product: ubiquitin-like
Exons: 1
Coding region: 1-381 (126 amino acids)
Biological process (GO): modification-dependent protein catabolic process; protein ubiquitination
Cellular component (GO): cytoplasm; nucleus
Molecular function (GO): protein tag activity; ubiquitin protein ligase binding
Source: RefSeq, a predicted model, not a curated record